AUGCAUGCAGAUCUGGUUAUCCUUGACAGUCGAAUAACUCCACAUGACCUUCGAUACUUGAACGCAUUUGUCAAACCAAAACUACUCGAGGACAGUAAAGCUGAGGGAAGUAAGUUUUUAAUGUACAUUCUGGCUUCUCCUUUAACAGAGGCGGAUUUAGGAACAGUUUUGCAGUUAGCUCUUAAAGUGCAAAGUAACACAUGUCCUUAAAUCUUUCUGUAAAAAAAGGGUUGCCAAAACAAAUUUCGACAGAAUUACAAAUUUCAUUUUAAAAAUGCGCAGAAAUAGAGACCAAUAAUACCUUGUGAAAGUACAUGUCUUCUAAAACUUCCCCAAACGAAUGGCGUGAACCAUUUGAUUUUCCAAACGAAAUUUUGGGAUUUCCUAUUUCAGUGGAAAGUUGCCCAUAUUUACUUUUCUUCUUUCAUUAGUGAUGCUUCAGAAAAAUGGAAUAGAAGACUUUCGUCCAUUGGAUGUCACCUUAGAAGACGAGGAAUAUCCAUCCAAUAAUGAGCUGCGGUACCAAAAUGGGAUUGAUCAUGCAUCGGUAUCCGACAAAAGCGAUGAAAACGGAGGAUUAGAUUUACAGAGCAUGCCUGAAUAUAAAUCGGAAACUAAAGCAGAUUUUAAUGCGAAUCAAGAAGCGAUAGAUUGGAUAAUGAAAGACCCUAACGACUUUAAUGUCAAAUCAUAUGAAGACAGUAGUUUGUUGGAGGAUUCAGACAAUUUUGCUACCAAUAAGGAUGAUAAGAGUGAAACUGGGAAUGACAACAAUUCGCUUCUUAAUCACAAGAAUUAUGGGAGCAAAAGACACCACGCUUCAUCUCAUAAUGGCGUGGGAUACUACAGCCAUGAUGCUGGUGACAAGUUGUCUCCAUCAGACGACACAAGCAUCAAAACACAAAGACAUCGCCACGCAGAAAAAACCCAAUGGAAUGAUAACGACAAUGAUCAAGACAAUGACUUCAAUUCCGAUGAACUUCAAGACGAUUACGUUAACGAUGACACUGAUAAUGCGAAAUACAAGGACUUUAACAGAGAUAGCGACGAUAAUAACUCACAAGAAACGUCAAUGACAAAUCUCAAGCAACGAGUUAGAAACCAAGAUGCAAACCUGUUCAAGGAACUAGAAGACUUUCAAAAUGUUGAUGACGGUGGGAACUUCGACGAAUCCGAUAAUAUUUUAGGGAACGUUGAUGAACAACACAAUGAAUUUGGAAACACUGUAGACAAUAGUGAAAAAGAAGAUGAUCGUGAAGAUGAAUCUAUCUCCCACGACGAAAACACAAUUUCAAAUACAAACGAGAGAACUGAUGAUGAAAGCGGAAAUGAAAGUGAAAGUAAACAUGAACAAAAGGAUGAAGAUGAAAGCGAAACUUAUAGUGAAACAGGAGAUGACAAAGAAAAUGGAAGAGUUGAGACAAAUAAAAAUGAAAUGGCAAAUGAAAGUCAAACUGAUGAAGCAAGUGCCGCCAAUAAAUAUCGAAGUGAUAACGGCAGCGAAAAUCAAAGUGAAAAUGAAACUGAUAAUAACAAUGCCAGUGAAAAUCAAAAUCACGAUAAUGACAAUGAAAAUAAAAGUCAAAAUGAAAUUCAAAAGGACGGUGGAAGUAAAACUCAGAGCACGAGUAAAAAUAAAGAAGAAAACACUACGGUUUCCAAAAACAACAACAAGAAAAAUGAUGACGACUAUGGUAAUAGCGCUAUAAGAGGUAAAGCCGGUGAAAAAGAUGGUACAAAAGGACAGAGAGAAACCACGGAAGCUAAAGACGUUGGUACCGAUCAGAAAAAUUUAGGCUUAAAGACUAAAAGUGUCUCUAAAAGUGACAAAAUGCAGGGAAUUAAGGAUAAAACUCCAGGAGAAAUCAAUAGUCACAAAGAAGAAGACCAAAGAAACAACGACGGUUCAUUGGACGAAAGCUUUGCCAGGCUAGAGGAAAGGAUUACCAAUGAAAUCAAAGAAUUUAUGUCUCGAAAUGAACCGGAACGCUCAGGCAGUAGCAAACAGGUAAAGGAAGAUAAACUUGAUACAAACAGUGAAAGUGCGAAUAACAUCUCCAAGGAAGGUGUCGGUGAAAAGGAAGGAAGUAAACUUGGUUUUCCUACCGCUGAAAUUGUGGGACAUUCAAAAAGUGAAAAAGUAGGCCAUGUCAAUAGAGCACCUGAACAGAAUCAGCAAACGAGUGGCAAAAGUGAUAAAGAACACAACUAUAAUGAGCAACAUGUUGUACGCCAAGAAAAAAUUAGAACUGCUUUUUCAAAUGCAGGAAAUGACAAGUAUACAGAUAAACCUGAUAGAAGUGUCCAGGGUUCAAAGUCCAGUGCAAAUAGAACGUCGACUCGUAGGUAUCAUGAUCAUAAAGGAUUGGUUAUAACAACGGACGAACCGCUGACAGCAGAAAAACCUGCAACAGUCAAAGACAAACAGCAGCUUUUUCACCAUAAGGAAGAGCAAAUGAUGAUAAAAGAUAAGCAAAAUCCUGAAACGACACAUACUGUAGGCUUCAACAGACCCGCGCUCGUUGGGAAAAUAAGAGCACAACGUCUUAAGGAGGAAAUCCAUGAUAUUCAUGGAAAUUCUGAAAGCCCGACAACUACUGGUUUUCGACGAAAUCAGCCAAUGUACGGUCCUUCACCAGGUAUUUUCUCACUAGCAGAUGCAUUAAAAAUGCAAAACAUAGUGUCCUAUUUGAGAGGAACGACGACGCACACUUCACCUCCUACGGCAUCCCCAAGUUUUGGUCCAAAUCGGUUCUCGCUGAAAAGUCUGUACUAUUAUCCCAUGCACCCAACACCUCAGGGAGAGCCGGAAGAUGAUUCCGCAACAAAAAGUAAGCUCUCUCAAAUUUAGUGUCACUGCUUAUAAAAUACUGCAUUUUAUAAAAAUGCGUUGAUUGCUUAAUACUUCUUACUUAUAGAAGAGUUCCUGUCCUGAGAUUUUAGUACAAAACUCACUUGCGAUGCCACUCAAGCGACAGUCACCUUGUUUUACAAUUUAAAUUACCUGUUCCUAUGCUUCCUGUAAAUAUGACCCAUGAUUUUUGCUCGGCUUCACAUGGUGUAUUUUUAAAUACCAAGUAAUUGUCAACCAUUUAAACAAUUUCCAAAAUUCGCCCCAGAAAAAAGGCAGGGUCAGCUAAACCUCUUGUUGCCGUAAUCAUGCAGUUACUGUCAUUUUUAGUUCGAAACAAUGCGGGACCACCGAUGUUACCGCUACGCACUGCAGCCUGACUAUGCUUACAAUGUAUAUUUGAAAAACCGUCUACGUCAGAGUAACAAACUUCACCUUGAACCACAUUUAGACACGCCCUCUAGUAUCUGAAUGUUUUUCAUCCGACCUGAUUAAUAUCCGCCUCUAUUGUCUUCACACAUGUUUAAGAUAACCACUCUUUCCUAACUGAGUUUUUGGCCUACCAGGUUGCAGAGGCAAAUGUGACCAUUUAAAAAUAUGUAAUAAGAGGUAAUGGUAAAACAACAAAUGAACAUCGAAGUAAAACUUAGGUUUUUCUAUGAAUUCAUCUUCGCUUCUAGAAAUCUCAAUCGUACUUAAUAGUUAGGGGCUGUGUCCAUAGAGGGAGGAAGAUCCUAGAAGGAGGAUCAUCCUUUUAGCUUGCGCCAUAUGUUUUCUGUAUUCAGUUUACAUGUGAUGGGUUGUACUUGUCCCUAGCGCUAGGAUCUUCCUAGUACUAAAAUCUUCCUGGCUUAGAGGUAUGAAGAUCCUAGCACCAUGUAAACUGCCUUCGCUAGGAACAUCCUAGUACUAGCGACAGCCCAGACAAAAAUGGCAGCGGGUCGUUCAGAAGCUAAUCACGGUAAAAGGCCGACCAUUUCGUUUGGUGUUACAACGAGCUGAUUUUUGUGAUAAUUGUGCUAAAAGGUAGUUAUUGACGUCAGUAAAGAGAGCAGAUGGGGCCAAUUUCAUUUUUGUUUUUGUCGCCCGCCCAUCUAAUUCCUUCUCGAUCCUUCUCCACUUGAGCACCACACGGACUGAAAUGUUUUGCAUGAAAACCCAUCGAAACGAUGUUCUGCCUUCUAGGAUCUUCCUUCUUCCCACUUAAAAAGACACAUAGGUAACUUCGUUAUUUCAAAGAUCCAUGUGUACAGUAAACUUACACCAAAGAAUAUACAUGUAGUCAAUUUAAUUCAUCUACGCACUAGAUAUUGACGUUGAGGGUUUAACAACCAGUAAAUGUAUAACCUGUACAGUAAAAUAGGAUUUCCAUGUUUCCAUGAAAUACACUCAGUAACUUAGAGCUCUUUAUUAGAUCUUAUGUUUAGUGAGUGGAAUGAUUGGUCAACUUGCUCCGUGACGUGUGGGAAGGGAACAUCUCUUCGAGCACGAAUCUGCCUCGUGACAUCCUGCUCUCAAAAGGAUUUGUUUCAGACAAAAAGCUGCCAGAGGAGUAUUUGUGCAGGUACAUCAGCCAUUAAAAUAAAAUGGGACAACGGCACCCAUACAUCUCGGCCGGAGCAUUGUCGCUACUACUUUAAUGAAAAAUUAUUAAAACUCGUUUCAAGCUCUCUUAUAAACAACUUCUCAACAUUUUGUUUAUCCUCGAAACGUUAGGGUCGGGCGACACACCCUUCCACCUUUCUUGGUCUCGUGCAAGUGUAGUGUAACCACUUUUCUUUUUAAAAUGGUUGAAAUAAUCAUCUUUUUACAUUAAUUUUGUUGGAACUGAUACUUUUUGAAAUGACACGAUCUACAAAAAGUUCAACAUCGUCUCGACAAAUCCGGUGACCAGCUGUUUGACUGUGGGUUAUAGCUACAACUGCAUGUCUAAUGUUAAAAAAUUCACAUUUUAAAAAUGGCCUUGUUGAGUUACCUUCACUUAGUUCCACUUAGACAUAAAAGACAGGACAAUUUCUCUUUACCUAAUAUAUUCAUUUACUCAUUUUUUUUUUCUUAGAUGAUUUGGAGAGAGAAUCGUUGGAGGAACACAACGAGCUGAGGGCCAGGCACUUCUCACCUCCCCUUCUUUGGUCACAUGACUUGUCUAGAAAAGCUCAAGAGAUUGCUCAGAGACUGGCCACAAAGGAUUUUCUUACACUGGAUGAUCUUCAGGAGCCACAAGGGGAAAGUCUAUCUCAGAUUCAAUACACAGACGAACACUUGGCCAAAAAGGCAAUAGACAAAUGGUACAGCGAAAUAAAGUCGUAUAGUUAUUCGUAUCCUAAAAUAAGCCCCAAAACACGACAUUUUGUGCAAAUUGUAUGGAAAGGCACCAAAGAAAUGGGAUUAGCUUUUGCAAAAAGCCCUCAUGGAGAUAACGCGUUUGUGGUUGCGUUGUACAAUCCGCCUCUUAUUGAAGGCAAUGGACAUUUACAACAAAAUGUUCUGCGACCUGGAAUGAAGAAUGACCUUUAUUCCACAAUCAAAAGGAAACGAAGAAGCGCUGUAAAAGUUUCCUAAAAAUGACGACGAUAACGAUGGUGAUGGUGAUGUCCAGUAACUGUGAAUACUUUGCCAAACAACAAAACGAUCGGUAUCUAUGUGCAAUUUGCAGAUUCUAAUAGCAUUGUUAGAUAUAUUGUGCACUGAGGAAAUAUGCUUCAGGGCCAAAAGUACAGUCAGUACAACCAUAAACUGUCCGCUUGCAAAAUGUCCUUUUUGAAAUUGAGUACAGUAAAAAAAAAUUUAUUAAUGAAAUAUGUAGAAUUAUUAACGAUUAUUCUGCAGACUUUCUUAAAUAAACCUUUAUUUAAAAUGGGGAUUUUUUCAAUCAAAACCGAACCCAUUCUCAACUAAUCACUAAAUCAGUUUCUUUACAGUACACCAUCAGUAAGAUGAAAUUCAGUUUUUUGGUAAAAGGGUGAGAGAACGGCAGACAAGAAGCACAUUGAACGAGCGAGGUUCAAGGAUAUUCCUACCAAAUGGUUCAAUUUAAUAAAGAUCAUUCUUUUCUAAAUGUUUAAGGGCGCUUUCCAUUUGUCAGAACGGCCAGCCAGACCCUUCCCGAUAUAAUGAGAAUUUCACUGUUAAUCAAACCUAUUCGGCCAGAUUAGUCAAAUCCUAAAGAGUGUGCAGGAAGGGGAUGGUUUUUAGGCAAAAACCCUUGGAAAAAGCCAAUUUCAUUGUCAAAAUGACUGGUCCAGCUGGCCAGUUCUGACAAAUGGAAAGCGCCAUAAGUAAGUCAGUGCAUGUACCGUGUGUACUGUUAGAAAUAAAGCCAAGGCUUUAAGGGAUUCACUCGCGCUUUCAUUUUUUAAUACGAUAUUAAACUGAACAAAGAAAUGAAUGAAAAGGGUAUAGAAUAUUGUAUGAAAUAAUCAAAAGAAGAACCUUUUUCCUACCGGCCGGUGAUCACUCUCGUUCGUCGUGCUCAAAUGGAACUGGUGUUCCACCAUUACGAUUCAACGUUAAGAUGAGUAAAGUAAAUGGUGAUUGCGUUGUGUUUAUCCGGCUUCUGUGACGAAAUACUAAAGUUGAUACAAGUUUACCGACCUGCAAUUCUUGUGGCUGUGAUAUUUCGUUGGACAAAGGGAAAAGCUUCCACCAAAUGAAGCUACUGUAGCCAACUUAUUCAGGUGAUUGUUGUGAACUGAUGACUGAAGGACAAUUUAAACCCCAAUUUAUUGAUUUCCUAAGAAAAUAUUGACUGAUUACCUGCUGUGGAGCCGGGGGAAGGCGGGGUAACACAAGAAAUAUCUUGUCCAAAAUCAAAUCCUGUGGGAGGUACCACAAUAAUGUAAUGCAAAAAGAUUUCGACGUUUACCCUGACACAAAAAAAGAAUUUCCAGCUGGUCAUCCAACUGAAAAAAAUUAUUCGUUUAAGUAUGUUCUUUUAACAAAAAAUUGACGACUACUUUUAAUCAGAAGAGGAAAAAGAAAUAAAAAAAUCCAAUAAAAGAUCUGAACACUCGCUCAGGUAAGAUGUUUCUUAUGUAUUUCUUACUGUUGUUCAAAAUAGCAACUCGGGGAAUCGUUGAUCUGUGAAGUGCGACCUGCCGUUUACCAUCCUCCGAAUAGCAAACCAAGCUAAGAGGUCACAAAAUCGUUUUCCUACUGGCUAACCAACUAGCACAUUUGCCAUUCGACUUCACAAGCUUUUUCGCUUUUUUUUUGUAUUGUGAGGGCUAAAGACAACAAGAUGAUGUAAUAUAAGUUGGCCUUGCAAUUGAAUUUUCUUGUACAUCUCAGAAUGGAGUUUUCAUGGGUUUGAAGGAAAGGUAUCUAGCUAUAUUUUGGUACUCAUUUAGGUACUUUGGUCUUAAUUGACAAAGAAGUGGACAAUAAGCAACAGAGAAGCUUCACCAAUUGAAGGCACGUUUGGUGUCCGUAGCUGUCACCAGUAAGAUUUAACUGAAGAACGGCAGUUAAUUGCUUCAAUUUCUACACAAACAAGACUUAAAAGCUACGACAAAAUAUCGAUAAAAAUAAAUUUAAACAUCUGCAGUUGGUAGCCAGGUAAAGGUGAGUCAGUCGACACAAUGAAAGUUUGUUUUUUUCUCAGGCUCCUCGGUUUGGUGGAUAGUACAAUGAGUUUCAAUCACCUUGCGUUAAUAAGCUAUGGUUUUUUGCUGUUCUUGUCACUCCUGUUACAAGCAAAUGGUAAGUAAACAAAAACACAUGAAAUCUUGAAUGUGGAAAAUCACGUUAACAAAAAGGUAAGUAGUGCACCACAAAAUUAUAAACAUGACCAUCUCGUAUUUUUAGGGCCGGUUUAUAUGAGGUGAGCCAUCCCAGUUAGCCGGGCUGGCUCGCUUUGUCAGGCUGGUAAAUGUACUGGACAAGAAGCUGUAAUUUUUUCUUUUAUUAAUAAUUUCUUUGCUAUAAUAAGGACAGGUAAUUUGCAAUAUUGACAUAAUGAACUAGACAUCGGUGACGCAGCCCCCACAAACGAAUUUUUGUUUUUCUUCCUCAGAAAUCUUAAGCAAUGUUGACACUUUCAUAAAAUGACAAACUUAAGAAAUUCGGAAAUUUUAGAGAAACCUUAAAAUUCUUUUAGAGAAUGUUUACUUUUUAAGGUAACCAACUAAUACUACACCAUGAAAUUUACAGAGAGUAAUCGACCAAACAUUUCAUACGCAUGGCUUGUAUCACUUGUAGCAACUUGCCAGAAGUUAAGUAGUAAUCUCCGAAUAUGAAACUGUUGUCUUUGAAAGCAAGGCAAUUUAAUUCUCAUAGUCUUUCGAAGAAUUUUAUUUCCAAGCUUACAUCGCUAGGCGGUUGAGCACGUCUAUAAUGAUCUCGGAACGAUAAUCAAAAGCAGUGUAAAAUAAGAUAGGAAUGUUUUAUUAAAUUGUAAACCGAAGCAUGUUAGUUGGACCGUCUUCAUAAAUAUUUCCCUUAGCCAGAAAGGGUAUUAAUAAAAAAUUCAAUGAAUAAUUAUACCCGGGGAAAGGUGUAAAUUUGGGGAUUUUGGUCUCGCUUAGGGUGUUCUGGGCAAGACACCAUUAUAUUUAGCCGUAAAGGUCUCUUUUAGGGUUGCACUUGAAGAAAUGUUAAAAAAUUAUGUAUUUUCAAUUCGUUUUAUUUACUCGAUUCAUGUAAUCAAAGUUUAAAAUGAUCGCUUUCAGGGGUAAAAAAAAAAGGUUGGACCACGCCCAGAUUGGUCUUCUUUAGGGGUCUAAUUCCAAAUUUCCGACGAGCAUCCCCGCCCCUUUCGAAUGGGAGUCUCCCGCGGGUAAUUAUAGCACAUCAGGGUCACGUGACCUAAAAGUAUAGUGGAAACUCGAUAUGACGAAAGCAUUUAUUACUACGUCCUCGGUAUAACAAACGAUAUUUUUCACACCAGUAAAGAGUAACGUCCAUGGAAAAUAACCCCCGAAAUGUGGUUUAGUAUAGCGAGCAUAUAUUGGCAUUCCCUUAACCAUCGUCAGUUAUAUCGAGGUUCCAUUGUAUUCGUGAAAUCAAUUUGACUCAUCAUCCCGGUCACGGUCAUACGAGGAACAGCAGUGCAAUAACGGAAAGAGAUAAUUCCGUUGUUCACGUUGCAUUACAUUCCCGGAAUUGACCAUAACGGGACAUGUGACAGAAAUAUUUAUUUUUCAAAUAAAAGGCGAAUUGAGUCUAUCGAUUUUUAUUAUGUUAAUUUUAGAAGGUUAUGAUAAAUUAUCGCAAAGAUUUGUAUCACCAUUCUUGAGUAUUUUUUACGAAGACGGGUGAGAGAUGAAUAAGGAUUGUCGUUGGAGAGUCGCUAAAGGUAGCGUUCAAACUUUUGAGAGAAAUUUGAUGACUAGUAUAGAUCAUUUGUUUAAUCCACGCGUCAGUUGCAAGUUUGCUACAAGUAAGUAAGUUACCGUAUAAUUAACACAAUUUUUAGGAACAAGGAGAUGAAAGUAAUGACACUGGAAGCAAAAUAAGUCCUGUGGAAGAGGCUGAAGAAACAAAUUUAAACGCUGCAUUUGCUUUUCUGGAAGUUUCAUCAGAUCCAACUUCACGACACGAAGAGGUUGAAAUCACCUUUGAUAGAACCGUUUGUGCAUUGAAGACGAAGAUCAGGAAGUCAGAUAGAUGAAGAACAAAGUCAUCAGGAAAGUCGCAUAGUUUUGAAUGAAGCCAUUUCACGUAUCACAGAGGGAAGAGUUAGUCCAAUAGCAUCGUCUCUCUGUUCGAACUGGGAAAGUACAUCAAGCUCACAAAAAUGUUAUUAUUUGCGAAAAGUACGCCAGGUUUUCUCUGCGGUUCUCUCAACAAUUGCCGAUCAAGAAGAAGUAUUUGAAGCCUUAUGACAUUCAAGAGAAAACCCAUGAUGAUGUUAAGGAAAAAUGCUUUUUAGCAACGAAAUUCCAAUUUUGCUUUCAAUCUGAAAGUCGUCAUACUCGACUACAAAUUCUCUCUAUGUUUUCUUCAGACAUUUUUUCGAAACAGGAACCCGGGAGAUGAUUCCAGGUCUUAGUAAAUGGCAAAUCGAUCGUGCUCGGCGUCAUGCAGUACCGAUACCGAUAAAACGAACACGCCUUGAUCCCGUAAAGACAGGCCACUUUGUGAACUUUAUCGCCAGACCAAAUUUCCUUCAGGACGUUGCUUAUGGCACUAGGGAACUGAAGCUUGAUUCGGGAGAAAAAAUCACUAUUCCAAACGUAAUCAGGACAAUGGUUUCCUCCCGGUUAAUAAGACAAUACAUCUCGUUUUGCCAAGAGACAGGCUUUGAACCUGCAAGUGAACGAACUUUGUACAGGAUAAUUGACGUUUGUUCCGCUUCCAAGCAGAAAUCAAUGCAGGGGCUGAUUAUUUUUUUCAACGGAAGGAGCACAAGCGUUUGAAAUCCUCCAAAUUGUCGUCAAUACUCUUGAGAAAGGAGGCCUUCUGAUUCCACUUGGGCUAGGGAGAUGUCUAAAACGCUGCAGGAGACCAAAAAGAUAUUUGAAAACCGAUUACAAAAGUCACGUGGGACAAGAGGGAGAUGCGAUCACUUUUUAGUCUUUCAGAACCCAGGCCUUCAGGCAGCAGUGCGAUCACAUUCACAAUGAAUUAUGCAACUAUUGCUGCAACUGAUGAAGUUCUCAGUAACAUUAUGAACAUGAUAAAUUGUCCAAAUGUGACUCUCACAGACCAACAGCAGAGUGGCGUUCGACUUACCCAUGCAGUGGAGGCAAUCCACGAUUGAAAGCUCAUCUUCUUCGAUCCAUUAACCAGGAACAAGCCAAGCAGGACGUUCUCAGUGCAUUGACUGACGACAGCGUAAUCAUAAUGGACUGGGCCAUGAAGGUACACCUUCCGAAAAGAUACAGAGAACAAAUUAGCGACUUUUAUGGUAAACGAGGGAAGAGUUGGCAUGUUGUUUGUGUUAUUUUCAGGUCUGGUAGUGAAAGUCACUCGGUAGAAACCUUCGUUCAUGUGUCUUCGAUACUUGCACCCAAGACUGGUUUUCUGUUGUUUCUGAUUCUGGAGCACCUCCUUUCAACUAUUAAAGAAGAGCACAAAAAUGUAUCGACGGCUUAUCUUAAAUCUGAUAACGCAGGCUGCUACCACAAUGCCUCAUUAAUUACUUCUCUCAAAUCUAUUGAGAAAGAGCAGGAAUUCGUUCGAAGAUUUGACUUCUCUGACCCACAGUCAGGGAAGGACAUUUUGUGAUCGCAAAAUAGCACCGAUGAAAGGGCAUAUCCAGAGAUGGGUCGAUGAAAGGCACGAUGUAAUUACUGCAGGUGACAUGAAGGAAGCGCUGGAUUCUCAUGGUGGAGUGCGUGGAUGUGGGGUGCAGUAUCGGAGGUUGAUAUUUCAAAGGAGUGAGACGGUAGAAUGGAAAGGAUAAGUACGUUGUUCAAUUUUGAGUUUUUAACUACAGGAAUCAAGGCGUGGAAGGCUUAUGGAGUCGGUGAGGGACAGCUGUUUUAUAUGAGAACCUAACUCAGUGUCUGCAAGGCCAACAUGUCUUCGCGUCAUUAUCCCUUUACGACCAACAAGGCAAAGGUUCAGCCAAGUUUGAUGUCGAAAACAAAAGGUCCUGUAAUAUGAGGAUCUUUUGUGGAAGAGGAAGGAUGUCGCCUUCUUUCCUACCCAAAGCGAUCUACAAGUUCACAUGGACACUGGGCGACAUAUCAUGGUUAUGGAACGUGAAAGUACUUUUACGAUUUGGCACGAAAAAGUGGGCAGAAAAGGACAGGAGUUCAACUAUCGCACUUCGCUGGAAAAGCAGGAGUAACACAAGAAGGCAGCGGCACGGUCACUUUAUCGAGGAAAGAACCACUCCAGGGCAAAGAAGCAAAGGAAAGGGCCAAGAGCAACCCAGAAUGUGAAGAACUUCCUGCUUGAAAAAGUUCAAUAGUGGAGUAGAAACGGGAGAGUUGAAAAACUGACCCCACCCGCGGACUACCCACUGACCCCACCCGCGGACUAAAAUCACGUUAACAAAAAGGUAAGUAGUGCACCACAAAAUUAUAAACAUGACCAUCUCGUAUUUUUAGGGCCGGUUUAUAUGGGGUGAGCCAUCCCAGUUAGCCGGGCUGGCCCGCUUUGUCAGGCUGGUAAAUGUACUGGACAAGAAGCUGUAAUUUUUUCUUUUAUUAGUAAUUUCUUUGCUAUAAUAAGGACAGGCAAUUUGCAAUAUUGACAUAAUGAACUAGACAUCGGUGACGCAGCCCCCAUAAACGAAUUUUUGUUUUUCUUCCUCAGAAAUCUUAAGCAAUUUUGACACUUUCAUAAAAUGACAAACUUAAGAAACUCGGAAAUUUUAGAGAAACGUUAAAAUUCUUUUAGAGAAUGUUUACUUUUUAAGGUAACCAACUAAUACUACACCAUGAAAUUUACAGAGAGUAAUCGACCAAACAUUUCAUACGCAUGGCUUGUAUCACUUGUAGCAACUUGCCGGAAGUUAAGUAGUAGCCCAGUCAAAGUAGCUAUUUAACACCAAACGUCAACAGUUCGUCUGACUUUCUUCCAGGAGACACUGAGUAUCCGUCCUCUGAGUCGUUUCUUUUUUGCAAUUUGUAAUCCUUUACGUUAGAAACAUUGUUGUACACCUAACAGAUUUGAGGGUUAAUUAGCUCUUUUCGCAAUAAACUGAGCUUGGUGAAACAUAGUCUGCAAGAUUUUGUUUGUACCGCCAUUAACAUUGUUAUACAAUUGUCUGUCCUUUUAAAAUCUUCAAAACUGCAUUUUGUACCAUUCAAACUUCCUGUUUAUUCCCUGGUUUAUUACAACUAGCUCUUGGCACAAAUAUCACCCAACCAAACCAUUCACCCGGCGACAUAAAUACCGGAAAAAAGAGCUCUGGCGUUCCGGUAAAUACCGGAGGGGUCUUCAAACAAAAGACGCAAUCACCCAACCAUCCAGAAAUCCAGGGUAACAGAAGAAUUGAGGUUCAAAGACCAGUUGAAGAAGGUACAGAGUAACGUUUAGACCAAAAGCUUUAAAUUAUGCAUAAUUUCAAUUGUUACUGAUUUGUUUACCCACGAAGCACUUUUAAACUCUUAAAAGAUUAAUCCGUUUAUGUUACCCUUCAGCAGCAUGAUAGAAAUAACAAUAUUGAUCUAAUGAGGUCUUAAACUGUUUUUUUUUUUACCAUAAAAAUGAAAUCCAAGCUUGCGCCGAUCUACGGCAUCAUCAGGGCAUCAUCCAGCACUACUACGGGAAAGAGUUGCGCACUCUUGGUAACGCUUAUGAAGUGUUAUUUCACAAGUGGGUCCAGUUUGGCCGAUUUAUUAAGGCAGCCGCAGCAGCGGCGGGAAUUAUAGUAUACAGUAAACCAGAUGUUGAGCACUUAAAUGAAUCCCAUGGAAGAUUUGGGCCCCAUGAUCAGAAUCAGCUGUAUUGAAUCAGCCACAAAAAGUCCCCGCUGACUUACCGUAUUUAUUCGAUUAACCGCCCUGGGCGCUUAUUAAAUUUUUGGACCUUGAGAGUGGGCGCUUAUUCGAGGUGGGCGCUUAUUCGAGGCUGGGCGCUUAUAAAAUUUUCACCCUUUUCAACAAGUGUAGUAUGUAUACUUUGCAACAAAACAGUAAAUGGUAAUAACAAAACGCGUGAAUGUAACAAAGCAACGUUUCUGCAAAACACUCUGAAAAAAACUCCGUCGUCGGGGAAGUCUCUUAUUAGUACUUAUUCAUUUUUUUGGGUGGUAGGGGGAAGCAGGUGGGUGCUUAUUUGAGUUUGAGUAGGAGUGGGAGGAGGGGUGGGGUGGGGUAGGGUUGGGGUGUUUGCUUAUUCGAGGUGGGCGCUAAUUCGAGUUUGGGCGCCUAUUCGAAUAAAUACGGUAAUUCUUUGUCCUUGCAGAUGGAACAGAAGAAUCACGCGAAUUUGAAGUGAGUGAUGAAUCUCCCGUCACUGAUGUGCUAAGUGAAGUAACAAGCAGAGACAGUAACAAGGAAGAAAUGUUCGACACUAUGCGACCCUAUAGGGAUAAAGAUGACAGGGAGGAAAGACGACCAGGUGACUAAAGUAUCCAACAGUAAUUCCUGGCAAAUUGUUGGUUUGCACUUGACGUCACGGCGGCUAUUUUGGUACUCAAGAACAAAAACGUUUCUUCCCUCUGAGAAUUAAACUCCAUUUUCACGUGAAUUCUUUGAGAAAAAUUCCAUUCUAUUGAGCACCAAUAUAUCCGCCUUGUCACGUAGAUGCAAACCAAGAAUAGAUAAUUUUGCCUCACGUGGUCGGCAGCUUGGUAAAUUUCAUAAAACAAAAAAGUUUUUACAUGAGAAAAAGUUCGAUUCGCACAGGACUUUCCUGUUCACCAACAUGGCCGCAGUUUUAUUAUUUUGUACACCAAUACGACCGCCUUGACGUGAUGCCACUCCAGAUAGAACCGUUUUCUUCCUGGAUAUUCUAACCAACCCCAUAAUUUCAGAAAGUUAUUUGUGACGUCAUCACUUCUUUUCUCUAUUGCCCAUGCGCCUGUUUCAUUCUACAGACCACAGGGCAACCAAUGUUUUCCUCUACACCAGUGUAGUUACUAAUAGUUAAUUCAUAUUUCUUGAUGUCGUUCUCGUUUAAAUACCCAACCAGCUGCUACGACGUUUAUAGGAAAAGAGAUAAACAAACAAAAGAAUAAAGGAUUACUAGCAGCCGCUGUACAGAGUGAGGACGACAAAAAAACGGAAUACCCCUCUGAUGACUCCGUUGCAGAAGGUGAGUUUCCUUCAACAGUAACUAAGCAAACGCACUAAGACUCUCGGCAUAGUUACACGCAGUAUGACGAAAGACUGUAUAACUUUUAUAAAUCUCUUUCCAAACCGACACAUGACACACAGCCUUCAAAAAGUCCAAAUGAUGAUAAUUGGGCUGACAAAAUGAGACGACAACAAAUAUCAGCAUAACCCCCCGCGAUGGGCCACUAGCUAUCGGGUAGAAAGAUUACGGGUACGGGAACGAGGGAAACAGACUGAACGAUGAAAGUCUGUUAGUCUACAGAUAAAUCUAAUAGAGCGAUAAAAAAAAUCAAAACCCACUUGGCCCCUUAUAGCUGUCUUUAAAGGUUGUGUCCAUGCCGUACCGGAUAGCUUAUCGUGCCGACAUGAAAAGAGUUCCGGGACGGUAUGAACGGUAACAAGCCGUUCACACAAAAUAAGACGCGUCUUUCCUUAGACGCGUCCUAAAUAAGACGCAAACUAUCCCGCAUAAAGAGAAACAAAAAUAGAGCCUGAUCUCAGGUUACGUACAGUCACGCUGCAAUAUGUAACAGAAUUUCAGCGGUGCCGUGGAAAGGGUUGCCCGGUUCAAACAAUUGUCCAACUUGUUUUGCAACAUUAUUCCUGCAUAACUAGUUGAAAAGCGAUUUUGCGCGUCUUACCACCCAAGAAAAAAAGCUUGCAAUGUUACUUUUUGCUAGACAGGUUCGAACGUUGGUGGUGAGACGCACCACAUCGCUAUUCAGCUCGUUUUGCAGCAAUGUUGCAAUCCAAGUUGCAUGUUUUUUGUUGCCCAUUUGACUGUAGCUUGAGACAUUUGUUUUCCCUGCAUGUGCAUGUUAUUAACCAAAGAUGGCUCACGAAAAUCUCUUGAGAUUUACAUAGCUGAGGAACCAGCGGAUCAACAGAAGAGACAUAAAGAUAACAGAAAUACGCAAGCUAGUUACAAAACUAACAAUGCAACGGCAAAAAAGAACGAUAGUAACGACAAUGGGACUGGAAUUUACCGCAGUAACACUCCCGAAAGGAGUAAGUAUUGGACAGCAUACAACGGGGGGCGGUCAGGAAAGGUGGCUUAAAAAACUAAUGCUUUGCCCGUAAUCCUCUUUUGGUAUUACAAGGAGCUAUUAAAUCUAUCUACGGUUGCCAAUAACCUUAUUCGUCACUUGGACAUCACCAACGAUACUUCUUGUUUGCACAUUAUUUCUUACCACAUCCAAAGGCAUCAAAGACCAUACGUUUCUUAAACGUGAGUCAAAUUUAUUCAAAGAGCUGGGCCCGUUCAUUUCACACGUUGUCAUAUUUAGUUUCGGAUCUCGACAAAUGAAACUCGUAAUGAUGAUCUCCCGAAUUUAACUGAUACCUACAUGUAUUCAGGAUUUCAUCAACAGAUAGGGCCCUUGUUGUAUGUAUGAUGGCUGGUCCUUUUCUUUCCAAAACAGAUGCAAUAUUUCAAGAGGCACUCACAGCUCACAACAAAUUCAGAUCACUUCAUCACGUCCUCCCUUUACAGUGGAAUGCCACGCUAGCAGAACAAGCGCAGAAUAUAGCAGAGUCUGUAGCCAGUGACCCAUCCACUUUCCAAGGCGAGCCAGCGGGUGAAAACAUCGCACAGAUAUGGCACGAUCUGCAGAGGGCACCUCUCAAGGCCACUACUAUAUGGUACGGUGAGAAGAAGGCGUACAGCUUCUCCUAUCCAGUUCUCAAUGACAAAGUAAAGCACUUCACACAGAUGAUAUGGAAAGACACCAAUCAGCUAGGCAUGGGGGCAGCGCCAAGCCCCAGCGGUAAGUACGUCAUUGUGGUGGCACUGUACCGUCCCCUGGGAAAUGACAGUCACCGCUUGAGAGACAAUGUUCAAAAGGCCGGGCAACAGCAAGAUGUGUACGCAACAAUAAAGGAAAAGAUUUUUAAACCAAAGGGUGAUAAAAAAGACAAUUUCGGUAAAACAUAACCCAAAGAUGUGCAAGCCACAAGACAGGAAAACAACCACAACAACUUUGAUCGCCGGACCUUACUCUUAGUGCAAACAUAUUACAAAAAUGCCAGUUAUAACACACGUCCAUUAUCAUCAAAGCAUUUGUAAUAAGAAAAACAAAAACCACAGAAAAUGAUGCAGUUUUACUCUGAUCCCCAUUCCAUCACUGACACUUCCUCGGAUAAGUUCUCGAGCUUUCCGUCAUACCAUGUCACAUUCUAGGUAACGUGUAAAUACCCUUGCUGUUUUCAUGCAUUUAACCAUUAUCGUAACUAUUCUAAACUGCGAUGACGCGAUCUUAUUUCUGCGCACUUCAAUGACCUUCUCGCAAAAUCAGAAGAACUGUUCGAAGGUCAUAAUUAUCCACGCUUGUGCUACUAAUUAAUUGAAAAAAG
Molecule: messenger RNA, 16878 nt
Organism: Porites lobata
Lineage: Eukaryota; Metazoa; Cnidaria; Anthozoa; Scleractinia; Poritidae
Source: the annotation of a GenBank genome assembly